UUUCAAGAUGAUUUCUUCUCUGUAAUUAGCCAUCGGCUAUUAGCCAGUCGGAGAAUGUGCGUUAACAUCAGCAUAUAUUAUAUAACUAAUAACUGUUAAUAUUUCCUAACGGAUUGCCUUAAACAUUUGACAAUAUUCCACAUAAUUGCAUGUAAUGUCGAUGCUACUUUAUUGCUUAUAUAUACUAAAAUAUGUUGGAACCAAAAUAUAAAUUCCUGUAGUACAUUGUAUGUUUGAGACCAAAUAUUCAAUGAUGAAGAAGUAUGGUAAGAUUACAUGGAACUAACAUACUUAUAGGUUUGGGACACACACGAGAAUCCAGGAUGUGUCCAUGCGAACUACAUGUCCGCUACAACGGAUUACCGAAAUGUUCUGGACAAAAUCCGAGCAACUGUGCAACACUGUGCUAACGCUAGGUCAAGCAUUCACACAAGGUUCCUACAUGAAUGCCUGAACUAUUUAAAAAUCUCUGUGGUUGCAAAGGAAUCUCUGUCCGGGUUAUCCUCAAAAGACCAUCACACAAGGUCCAUGUAUCUGCAGAAUCUUCUCAAGGACCUCGAAGAUGCAUACAAAGAGGGGGAAAGAGCUCUUGAUGCCUUAGAGAUCAAAGGAAAUGUUGUUGAACAAGUUCAUCAAUAUCUUAACGAUGCUGCAAAUAGAGAGAAAAUUUUCACCUGGGACAAAGAUGGCAUUCCAAAAGGCAAAACAUUCGAUGUUUUGAAAUUGAAAGCAAGCGUUGCUAUACGGGAAUACAUCUCGGGCGGAAUUCGUGCUGCUAUUGAAAAUUGCAAAUCUGAGUUAAAAGAACUAACAGAAGCACUGUCCGUACUCUUCUUGAACAUCACGAAAAAAGAAGCCAAGAUGAAGGUUUUUUUUAAAAAAUAUCUUGAAAGCGACAACGAAUUGGCACAAGAAACGAGGUCGUUAAACAUAGAAAGCGACGAGGAGGAUGACUUACCCGCGCACGCAAUUGUUGCUUUAGUAGUUACUGCGCCUGUUUGGAUUCCGUUAGGUAUAGCUGGAUUGGUCACGGUUGCUCCAGUUGCGGCUGCAGUACAAGCUGGAAAAGAACAUUAUCUGAUUUCUACAUACAGGAAAAAACCAAAAGAAAAACUUGAGCAGUGGACAGUAGAAAUUCUUAAAAAAGAAUUCACAUCUAAAACUCUGGAAAGGACCAUAUUUGAAAAGCUGACUCAGAAGAUAAACGAGAAAAUGGGGAAAGUUUCAAAGUCAAUUACAAACUACAAGAGCAUAUUGAAACGUCUUGACCAAAACGAGCAAUCUGAAGCUGUAUUUCGUGGCUUUGCCGAGUUGAAAGAGUUAUGCUGUAGCCUUGAUGGCUUAUUGAAGGUGUUACAGCAGCCUAAGACAAAUAAUGAUAGGUUUUGAGGUCUGAGGUCAGAGAGUGAUGCAUACACAUUGAAAAGAGGCAAUUUUACUUUUUGAGAAAAAUUGAUAAUUAAAGGUAAGGCUGCAUUAAUGUCAUAGCAUUGCUACAAAACCUUCUACUAUCUACAGUUUCCGCUAAAUAACUUUAGCAAAUAUUAGAUAAGGCUUUUUUUCCCUUCGAGUUUCAUGCAAUACAUUAUGUCUCAACAGCACGAUAAUCACAUGUUUAAACCUAAUCUCAAUAAUGUUUACCUACAAUAUGUCCAUGAAUUUGCUUGUUGUCAUUUAUGUAGGAGUAAAACAAAUGCAUUACAUAUUCUGUAACUAUAAUUUAGUCUAAUUUGGUAAAAUUUAGUUCGCUUGCUUUUUUGUGACUCCCAACUAACCUCGUGUGGAUAUAUUGCUUUGUAUUUUUGAUACCUAAUGAACAGUCCCUAGACUUAAUAUAAAAACCCAUGUAUUUAAUACGCAAUCGACACGUAAGAUAGAUACCCAUCUUAGAGAUCAAGAGUGAUUUUAUCAAUUGAAAAACAAUUGUUAAAUAAUAGCUUUAGAAUAAAUUUUGGGUAUAAUUCUCCAUCGUUACGACAACAGACGAUCGCGGCCGCGAUCAUUGGUGAAAGAAUUUUUUUUUUUCAGAUGUCAGAUUUGCUGUUAUUGUUAAAACCCAUUUCCAUCGUUUGUUAUUGCGUGAUAUCAUUUUACAUUUUCACAUCACGUUAUAUACAGAACUGUUAGCCGGAGCAGAUAACUAUUAUUAGACUCUGAAAACAAAGUGACUUCACUCGAAUGUAUUGAUUGCAACAAUGUAUAUUUUGUAUUAAUUCAAUAAUGAGCAAAGACCUAAGGCGUAACGUUAACUCGCAUGCGUAUAGAUCCUUUGAUAAAUCAUCAAGUGAGACAACUCUCUUGAACGUAUAUUUCGAGCUUACGAAUUACGAAUGGAAGGUAUUUGGAUAUAUCUAAACUAUUUGACAUAUUGUGACACGUUUCCUGUUGAUGAAUUGUAUGUAAAAAAAAAUGAAAAACAGUGUAAACAUGGUGUGUAUUUUUGAAAAUAAGAAUAUUAGAAACCUUCAACCCUAAAAUUUGAAACAUUUACUUUUACAUCCAAAUUUGAUAUGAAUGCCACAAAUUAUUCACGGAUGUUAAAAUAUGUAUGAAAUCAAGGUGCGGUACAUGUAAGAUUGUUUAUGAAUGUAAAGACUAUGUUUUUGAAAAUAGUUUUCAAAAUAGAAAUGAGAUAACAUUUUAACUCUAAUUCAAAGAAUGUCAUUUGCACUUUAUUAUGUAAACCUUGCUGAUAAUUCUAUAUUAGAAAACCGGGUGUAAAACUACGAUUGAAUGUGCAAAGACACAAAAUGAAGGAAACUGAGUUUUGAUUUGUAAGAGUAAGCAACAUAUGCAUCAAUUUUCUAAGGAUGAUUUUUGUGCGUUACCUACCUACAAACUUGAUAGCGAUGAUCCAGUUACCAAAGAAUUUAACUAUUUUUUUUUACAAAAGCCCUCGAACCAAGCUUUCAUAAAUAAUAUUUGGUCAAUAUUGACAUGUUUUUUCUGUAUUUGUAUUGUUUAUGACGUAACUAUGAAUAUGCAUCGAUGACGUCAUUAAAAAUGUUAACUAUACAACUAUUGAUGUCGCCAUGUUACUGGCGCUGAUAAAUAAACACUAGUCCGUCUGAAGAAACCCAACAACACAGAAUGGCCAAGCGGCCAGUCUUGUGUACCUGAACCUUUUAUAUUUAGAUUAAAAUGUUUACAAACGACUGAUGUCGUGAAGUGUAUCACAUCUUAUUUGAUCUUUUUCAGUAUUUGCUAGAUUAGUAUGGUGGAUUAUAUCUUUUUUGAAUUUUGGUUUUAUUUACCUAAUUGCGUGAAGUUGAUCAUAUCUUUUUUUAUCUGUUUUAAUAUUUACUAGAUGGAUUGUAGUUGAUUAUAUUAUAUUUUAUCUAUUUAGCCCACCAUCAUCAGAUAGGUGGGCUAUUCAAAUCUCCUUGCGUCCGUGGUCCCUGUUCCAUGGUGCGUCCGUCCGUCCGUCAUUGAUUAAGAUGGAUGGCGUACAGGCAAACUCAUCAAACAGAUAAGAGAAAAGAAGAGAAAAGAUAAAACUAACAUAGAACUAAUGAAGAUGGUACGAUGGUGGGCGCCAAGAUCCAUCUGGGAUCUCUUGUUUAUUUACUUAAUGUCGUUUAGUGGAUCAUAUCUCAUUUUAACCUAUUUCAUCAUUUACAAGCCUCCUCUUCUCUGUUAAUAGCUGUAUUGUUAAAGAAAUGCAUGUUUAUCAGAUCAUAUAUCACAACGCUAUCAUGUUACUUUCAAAAUAACAAAGCCAAAUUAUAAUUUGAUAAAUUAAUCUAAUCUUAAUCUUUAUCGAAUGUAUGCAUUAAGAAAAUUGAUAUCGGUUAUGCAUCGCUAAUAAAACUGAUAACGAUGAAGAAAAGUAUAAAAAAAAAUCAUCCAAAAAUAAUGUUACUCGAAAUCAUGGAGUUUUGUUUUGUCUUUUCUGAAGUCGUUAAACAAUAUCUGUAUUAAGGAAAUGGAUAUUAUUAAAUGGAGGUAUUUAUGGGCAAAACACAUUCACAGGGGAAAGAAAAUCUACAUGAUAAUGAUAUUUCAGAUAAAGCUAUUGCUUAAUACAAAAUAUGAAAUAACAUAAUAGCAUCUGGUGUUUAUCAAAAUGUUUCUUACAAAUCAUAUUUGGGUUCCAAUGGUCUAAGUGAAGACAUUAAUUUACCAAACAAUAAAGAGGAAUAUCACUCAAUACUUGACUUGGGAAACUCAGGACCUAGUAAAUAUGGGCAUGUUAGUUUCAUAUCCGGCAAACUUAAAGGAUCACAAUUUAGUUAAGAAAUGUCACAGACCACGGCCAAAGCAUUUGCUUGAUAAAAUGUUACAACAUUGAAAAAAUAUAUAAAUAUAUCUACCGUGAAAUAUUUUUGCAUGACAGAUUGAUAUAGUAAAAACUAACCCAAUGCUAAGUUAAUAACUUGAAGUCAAACAGUUUUAAAUCAAUUCUACAAUAAAAAUAAAAAUAAAAAUAUGCAUUAAAAAGAAUCUAACAUAAACUACAAUUAAAAUUAUUCUUUUAGCAAAAGGUAAGAAUAUGCUUAUAUUUCUUAAAUCAGUAAUCUGACGCUAGCAAAAUGCAUUUUGUGAUUUAAAUAUAAAGGUAAAGGUUUGUACCUCAUCAGUAAUGGAAUAAAUACUAAACCUGGCCGAUUAACUUACAGCUGAGAAUCAUAAACAAGAAUAUGAACUGAGGAUAGGAGGCUUGGUCAAAGUAACAACGGAUGAUUUAAAGUUGUGUUUGUUUCAAAUAUCGAAUGUGAUUUCAAAGAGUAAUAAAAUAUUGAGUUACAUCAA
This is a messenger RNA of Mizuhopecten yessoensis (Yesso scallop), 4752 nucleotides long. RefSeq lists its product as uncharacterized. The coding region runs from base 343 to 1389 and encodes 348 amino acids. The transcript is spliced from 4 exons. The record is from RefSeq and is a predicted model, not a curated record. Lineage: Eukaryota; Metazoa; Mollusca; Bivalvia; Pectinida; Pectinidae.